Messenger RNA from Suncus etruscus (white-toothed pygmy shrew), 1167 nucleotides. It is a transcript of the gene TRMT61B, whose product is annotated as tRNA methyltransferase 61B. Lineage: Eukaryota; Metazoa; Chordata; Mammalia; Eulipotyphla; Soricidae. Gene Ontology annotation, biological process: tRNA methylation. Gene Ontology annotation, cellular component: tRNA (m1A) methyltransferase complex. The transcript is spliced from 7 exons. The record is from RefSeq and is a predicted model, not a curated record. The coding region runs from base 1 to 1155 and encodes 384 amino acids.
AUGGCCGUGCGCUGUAGUCCUAGGGCGCUCGCGUGGCUCCGUGGGCGCUGUGGGAGGCGCGGAGCUCUCGCGCCCGGCGGUUUCUUCGUCGAGGGAGCGAGAGCGCGGUGCUGCGAGUCCAGGCCGGGCUCGUCUGGUCCCCGCCACGGCCGCAGCGAGGCGCCCUUCCGGGCCGGGGAGCUGGUGGUCGCCGAGACUCGCAGGGGAGCCGCGCGGCGCCCGAAGCUCUUCCGGCUGAGCAGCGGCGGGCGCCUCCACAGCGCCCGGGGCGCCGUCCCGCACAGCGACAUCGUGGGGCGGGCGCCUGGCCUCCUGCUGCGCAGCUCCUCCGGCCGCGAGCACUGGCUCCGGAGGCCCUCGCUGGAGGACUACGUGCUGCUGAUGCCCAGGGGGCCCGCCAUCGCCUACCCCAAGGAUGUGACUAUGUUAUUGUUGAUGAUGAAUAUCCAUCCAGGUGAUACUGUCUUGGAAGCUGGCUCUGGCUCUGGUGGAAUGAGCUUGUUUUUAUCUAAAGCAGUUGGACCACAAGGAAGAGUCGUGAGUUUUGAAAUACGAAAAGACCACCAUGAGCUGGCUAAGAAGAAUUAUAACCACUGGCGUGCUUCAUGGAAAUUGAGUCAUGCAGAAGAAUGGCCAGACAAUGUGGAUUUUAUUCAUGAGGACAUUUCCAGAGCAACUGAGGACAUAAAGUCUUUAACAUUCGAUGCGGUAGCUCUGGAUAUGUUAAAUCCUCAAAUGGCUUUGCCUGUGUUUUUCCAAAAUCUUAAACAAGGUGGUAUAUGUGCUGUUUAUCUAGCAAACAUUACACAGGUUAUUCAACUUUUAGAUGGAAUUCAAACCCAUGAACUUGCUCUCUCAUGCGAAAAGAUAAGCGAAGUCACAGUAAGAGAUUGGUUGGUUUGCCUUGCAAAACAGAAAAGUGGAACUUUACCCCAAGAAGUGGAGCCUAAAGGCCACAGGCAUCUACAGUCGCAUUCUGGACUUGAAGGUGAAAUGUUUCAAGAUGACUGUGAAGAAUCGCGCUGUGAUUUUCCAUAUGGAUCAUUUCCCUAUAUUGCUAGACCUACACACUGGCAAGUUGGUCACACAGGUUUUCUUGUCAAACUGCGGAAGUUUAAAACACAGUGUAAUGGAGCCACCCUCAGAAAACAAUAACGGAUAUGGAGA